AUGGUGAGAGGAUCAAAUGUGUCCCCUCGUGCACCAGGUGUUUCAAGGUACGAGUUAAUUGGGUCAUCAAAGAGAGGUGCAUAUAUGUGGGAGAUUAAGCUCGGUUCGAUGGUUCUCCUGAUUACCUUUCUGCUAAUGACCUGGGCGUACCUGUCAGGUGCGACCCAGGUGGUGCAGAACACUCACCUGACCAAGUACCCUAUUAACGGACGUCUCACCCACUACCGCCCUCACGUGAACGAUCCACGACGGCCCAACCGCUAUGACCUUCCUGGCGAUUAUCCCAGGUGUAACUUCAACGCUCAGUGCACUUGUUCGAACACUGGCCCGGACCUCGGCUUGGUGUUCUGCGACAACGUGGAACUCGGACGUGUGCCAGAGGAGCUAAAUAACACGAAGAUUCACACUCUGACCCUUCGCUCCAACAACCUGCGAAGCCUCGACGAGUAUGCCUUCUACAGCACAGGUAUGUGGCGACUCGAGGUACGCCACAACGCCCUGCUGGAGAUCCCGGAGAAGGCCUUCCAUGGGCUCGAGAGGUCACUGUGGGAGCUUGACCUACAGUACAACGACCUCACCCGCCUGCCCCGUGAUGCCCUCCGUAAACUGCGCAAGCUGAAGACUCUUGAUCUCACGGGUAACUUCAUCUCAGACCUGACAUUGGAGGACUUCCAGGGCUAUGAGACUUCCCUGCAGACACUUGUGUUGGCUGAGAACUCCCUCACGCUGAUCCCAGAGGGCAUCUUUCGCACCCUGGACAACCUUCGCACUCUGAACCUGAGAGGCAACAACAUUCUCACCAUCAACGCCCAGGCUUUCCAGGGUGUCUCCAACCAGCUGGCCCACAUCAACCUGGCCAACAACCUGCUGACCAACAUCCCCUUCAAGGCCAUCUCAGCUGUGCCCAACCUGCAGACACUCAACCUGGCCAGGAACCGCAUCACCCUCAUCUUUGAUGUGCUCUAUACCAGCUCAGUCUCUAUGGAUACCCUUGUCCUGGACUUCAACCAGAUUGAGAUGCUGCCACCAUAUGCCUUCCAGAACUUUGGGACCGUCAACCGCACAUCACUGAGAGGCAACCCGCUCACUCACAUCAGCGACGAUGCCUUCAAGGAUGCCAAGAUCAAGGAGCUUUACCUGCAUGACUCUGACUUGUGGAGCAUUACUGACAAUGCCUUCCGUGGCCUGGAGUCCACCCUGCAGACACUGGACCUCAGCUACAACAACCUCUCCUUCAUCCCUGCCCAGGCCAUCGACCACCUGGAGUCACUGCGUUCACUCUCCAUCAGCAACAACAAGCUGUCUUUGGACCCAACUGAGGCCUUCAAUGGCUUCCGCUAUACCCUGCAGUACCUCAACCUCCUAGGAGACAACAUGGGCUCAAUUCCUAUGGACAAACUGAAAGAGAUGCGUAACGUGCGCACCCUUGGCCUCAGCACCCUCCCAGACACCUCGCUCUCUAAGAAAGACUUCAAGGGCUUCGGCCCAGCUGUGGAGAAGCUCUACCUUAUGAAGAAUGGCAUCACUGGAGUGUCUGCCAAUGCCUUUGAACAUGUCCCUGGAGUAAAGAUUCUGGACCUCUCCAACAACAGGAUUAGUUCUAUUGACAACGAGGCAUUUGCUAACAUUGGCGGUGGCCUUGAGGAGCUGCGACUGAGCUCUGGCCUGUCCAUGAGUCAGCUUCCUCCUCAACCCAUGCAGUACCUCAUUAACCUGCGUGAGCUGGACCUGAGUAACAAUGCCCUCACCACGGUCAGUGGGGAAUGCUUCCGGUACAUGCGCAGACUACGGACCCUCAACAUGCAGGACAAUAAGAUUGACCGCCUGACUCGCAACCACUUCCAGGGCAACUACCAUCCCUACCUUGAGUCCAUCCAGCUCUCCUUCAACUCCAUCACCAAGAUCGAGCCCACUACUUUCCACGAUUACAAGAACCUCAAGUAUUUGUACCUUGAUGACAACCAGAUCACCAACAUCGAGAGGUCUGGAUUCUCAAACCUGGAGAAACUGGAACACCUGGACCUGGAGGGAAAUAACAUCCGUACGCUGGGCUAUGAGGCAUUCCAGAAUAUGCCAAAACUGCGCUAUCUAGAUCUGUCCUUCAAUGAGAUGGAGAAUUUAAACCUGGAUGCCUUUGAUCAGGUAGGGACACUCACCACCCUCACCAUUGAUGCCAGCCACAACCGCAUUCCCUUCCUCAAGCUUAACGGGUCCAUGUGGAAUUCCUACGCCAGUAUUAAGAUGAUUGACUUCAGCCACAACAACAUCUCUUGGAUCUCCCGUGACUACUUUGAGUCUGUCCGCUCAUCCAUCAUCCACCUCUGGUUCCAUCACAACAACCUCAGGAAUAUCAGUGCCAGUGUGUUCUCCAACUUCCCUCAAUUGCAGCUUCUUGAUUUCUCCCAUAAUAUUAUUAAUGAGAUUGAUCAUGAGGCAUUCAGAGAGACGCGCCGCCUCCACUAUGUCAACUUCCGCCACAAUAAUCUUGCUGACCUCCCUCCCUCGCUGUUUGAGAACCACAAUCGUCUCCGCCACUUCGAUGUUUCCUUCAAUGAGCUCCGAGGCAUUCCCGAUGGACUCUUCAAGGCUUCACCGUUAGAAAUUUUCCAUGCACGCAACAACCGCUUCUCCAAAUUCCCGGAUUCCAGCCUGGAGAGAUGUGCUGACUCCAUCCGCGUCAUCGAUGUGGCGUACAAUGAGAUCGACUCCCUCACUGAUGCAAUGAUGGGCCGCUUUGACAACCUGGUGUCCCUUGACGUCUCCCACAACCACAUCAAGACCAUUGAGUCCCGCUCCUUCCGUGGCACUUGGCAUCUUCUGGUUCUUGAUGUCUCCCAUAAUCCAGUUAAGGAUCUCCAGAGCUACACCUUUGAUGGACUGCAGGACUCCCUCAUGAACCUCAGUGUGGCCAACACCUCACUCAGUGCUGUGCCAGACUUUGACCUUCCCCGGCUCAUGUACCUCAAUGUCUCCCAUAACAUCAUCUCUUUCCUGCCCUCCAUCACCAUGGCAAAUCUCACCUCCAUCAGGGUCCUAGACAUCUCCUACAAUGAGCUCCCAGUGCCCUCAAACAGUGCUUGGCAGAUGCUUCCCCGCCUCAGAGAGCUGUACAUGCAGAAGAACCCCAUCCGCUCCCUCACCAAUGACUCCUUCAUGGGGCUGGAGAGGCUGGAGGUUCUGGACAUCCGUGACUUCCCUCUGCAAGGCUUUGAGGCUGGGUGUCUGGCAUCCAUGCCCUCACUGCAGCGCCUCUACAUAACAACACAUCCCACCAUUGCCAAGUUCAACCUAGCCAAGGCACUCCAUAAUGUGCCUUCACUCCAGCAGCUCAACCUUGAGGUCGAUGGAACACUUGGCAAGGAGCUCCUGAAGUACAAGUUGCCUUACCGCCUCACCAACAUCACACUCAUGGGGCCUCGCAUGCGUCAAAUCAACCCCACAGCUCUCCAGGAACUGAGGGCCAGGGAACUGCAGCUGACCUUCUACCACACCAGGAUGGAGGAGGUGCCCCGGGAUGUCUUCAAGAACCUGGGUCGUGUCAAGUAUGUGUCAGUGGCCGCAGUCAACAACAGCAUGAAGAAGCUGGGUGAGCCAUCCACCACUGGCUACCCUGGCACUCCCAACUCUGUCUUCCUCACAGACCUGCGGAUGCACAACAAUGACUGGAGCUGUGACUGUGGCAUUGGGUGGAUUGAGCCAUGGCUGAAGAAGUGGCGUCAGUCAGUGUGUGUGGACCGAGGGCACCUGGAGGAGUACCUGCGCUGCCAGGACACCGUACAGCGCCUGAGGGAGACACCCUGCAGCAACAAGAAGAAGUCCAUCAUGGAGGCCCUCAAGACAGACUUAGAAUGUAGCUCUACUGCUGAUGCUUCCCUCCUCAAACCCUCCUCUCCUGUCCUUCACUCUCUCCUGCUGCCCCUCCUCUUCUUCUUCAGGGCACCCUAACUACUGUGUGGGGCAGCGACACACAGCCACACCUGAGUUGGCUGUCGUCCAGAGGAUUUUGUAAUGUAGAGUAUGUAGAUGUUGAGUCCUUCUGUACCAUUCACAUAUUCAGGACACCCACAGGACAUGGGUUGGGUUAGUGCCUGAGGAAAACCCCGAGCUCUCCUCUUCCCCAGAACUUGAGGAAUAUUGCCCAAUGAGUGUGAAGAGAAAUACAAAAUAUAACCAAUUGCAAGGAGAGUUUGUGGAUAUAUUACUGUGAGAAAUACUAUCCAUAUACAUGUAGAUAUAAGACAGGAUUAUUCCAACAAGAUGCUUAUAGUAGUAUGACAGUUGCCCACUUGAUAAAAGACUGACCUCUUUGUGAUGCUCAUACAAGUUAAAGAAUCAACAGCUUCCUCUAUCAGGCUACUACUUCUCCAUCAGUUACAUAUCCUACUAGACUUUCCAAACUGAACAGGAUGAAUCAUGAACCAUAAUACUAAUGACAGAAGCAUUAAUAUCUUUGGGGAAAACACAGAGGCUCCAAUAAACACCAGUAGACAAAAAUAGUUUAGUGUCCCCACUAAGGAUGAAAAAGUAGGUGAUGACCCGAGGAGUGUUCAGUGUUUACAUGCAAAGUCUCCUCAGAUUGUGGAAGCUAGAGAGGAGAGGAGAAGCUUCUGAUAUUUCUUUAGUCUCUGGGGAAGAAGCAGCCUGAGGUGUGCUUUGAGUGAGAGCGAGAAAGAUGUUUGAACUAUGUGUACUUUGGGUUUCCUAUUCCUUCAUCUCCUCUUCCUGUUCCUCUUUCUCCUCCUCCUUUUCCUCCUCCUCCUUAUUCCUUUGUGUAUUUGUUUGUUCACUUGUUUUUCUCUCAGUAUUAAUUCUGCCAUGACCAUUAAAGUUUUCUGUCUGGUCUAGUGAAAAUUUAAAUACCUCCUCUACCUCUUUUCUCCUGCAGUCAACAAUUGCAUUGCUAUAAAAAUGUUUUACAAGUUUUGUUUUUACUCUCAUGAUGCCGUGUUGUUUUCCUGUUGUCUCUCUUAUUCUUACUAUCACUACAACUACUACUACUACUACUAUUUCCUCUACUACUAUUAAUGCAACUACCACCACCACCACCACCACCACUACUACAACUUCUACUACUACUACUACUACUACUACUACUACUACUACUACUACUACUACUACUACUACUAUUACUACUACUACUACUACUACUACUACUACUACUUAAGUUACAUAUAGUUGAUGAAGAUAAGAUAUUUUCCUGCCAUACUAUUUUGUAUUUAACUAUUAUAGUGUGUAUGGUGGCAGUUGGCCCUGGUCGUGAUAUACAUGCAUAUAUAUAGUAUAUUUAUUUUUCAGUUCUGAAGUGGGUUUGAACCUCUUCCUACACCCUAAACCUUUUGUAAAUACCUUUUUUAAAAAUUGUUGUUGUUCUGGUCUCAAUAUGUAGAAACUCAGUCCUUACAGGGGAAGAAUUUCAAAGUGUAUAGUGAAAGGGAAGAUGCAAAGCUUUCCUUAGUCUGUGUUGUGUGUUGGUGUGUGUCAGUGAGGCAAUGGCUGAGUCUUCCUGAGCCAGUUUAUAGAAGAAAGUAUCCCUUCCAGCCGCCUCCUUUAAAAUCUUCCCCCUUCAGAGCAAAGUUAUCAAGGGAGAGACAUUCUGCUUCGCAUCUCCAAAUUUACUUUCUUUUUCACUUUGUCUUCUUUCCUGCAAUGAAGAGGGGAUGUUUCUUUUACUGGUAUUUUUCUCCUUUCUGCCAGUCUCCCAAAAGUCUUUCCUGUCAGACUACUUUCCUCUUCAAAUUCUACAUUCUUCUUUAUACUAUUUCUUCUCACUCUUGAAUGAUGUAUGUCACUUCUACUGGUAUUUUCUUUCCUUUCCUCCAGCUUCCCAAAGAAUCUUUCCCAUCAUACUUGAGAUCAAAAAGGGAGAGACAUUUCCAUAUUUCCCUUCUGAUUCUGUACUCCUUUUCCACUUUACAUUCCUCUCAUUACCAAACAUGUCUCUUUCACUGAUCUUUCUUCCAAACAACCUCAAAAAACAUGUAAGUCUUCUGCAUCAGAGUGAAUGAUAUGAAGGGAGAGAUCAUUUUUUUCCCUUUUCUUUUUCACUCAGUUAUUUUUCUUAAUGUUUCUCCCACACACAAAAGAACUAGUCUCAUAUCCCCUGUUAAAACUGAACCCUGCGGUGUCUGUUGUUGCCCCCUCUGUAUAAUAACCAAUAUGUGUAGGGUUUGUAUAAGCUGUUGUCAGGAUGUUAUGUGAGGAGUGAUUCACUAUAUUCUAUUGCUCUAAGUCUAUAGGCAUUCCAUAGGUAUAUUUAUAUUGUUGUUCAGCACAGUUAUUGCAGGUCUUGAGUGUCCCAGGAGACAGAUUGGGUUUUUAUUUUGUAAUGAUGCCAAGGUGCUCUCUCUCUCUCUCUCUCUCUCUCUCUCUCUCUCUCUCUCUCUCUCUCUCUCUCUCUCUCUCUCUCUCUCUCUCUCUCUCUCUCUCUCUCUCUCUCUCUCUCUCUCUCUCUCUCUCAAUCAUAAUGUCUCUUGUUCUCUUCCUCAUUCUUUAUAAUAUAACACUUCCUCAUUUCCAAAAGAACUUGCUUUAUUCUCUUCAUACUCUUCCCUCCAAGAUAACAAACUCUUUCUCUUGUUCUUCCUAAUGUGACAGUCUGUUAUUCCUAUGGCUGCUUGCACCUCUUGUUUACACUCUUCCCACCAAGAUAACACAAUACCAUGAUACCACAUAAGUAAUACCGCCUGCCACACAGCAACACAUCUCUCAGAAAAGCACUUUAUCUACCCCAGAAUACUGGUAACUGUCUCCCAAUUUAUCCUAAUUUUAUGUAGCUUUUUUCUUUCUCCCUGAAAAGUAACACUCUCUCUCCUCACAUGAGACCUUUCUCUCUCCCAUUUAGUAACACAGCAUUCCUCCAUGCAGUAAUAUACUUUCUUUCAUUCCAGGGUAACACUUUUCUCCCCCAGGGUAACUCACUCCCAGGGUAACAACACCUUUUGGCAUUUGAUGAUACCUGAGACAUUUUAUUGUUAGUACCUAAUCUUUUUACUUCAUUCACUGCGUGUAUAGAAAUAAAAAGAUUAAUAUGUC
Messenger RNA from Scylla paramamosain (green mud crab), 7032 nucleotides. RefSeq names its product chaoptin-like (gene chp). Lineage: Eukaryota; Metazoa; Arthropoda; Malacostraca; Decapoda; Portunidae. Gene Ontology annotation, molecular function: protein binding. The record is from RefSeq and is a predicted model, not a curated record. The transcript is spliced from 15 exons. The coding region runs from base 1 to 3945 and encodes 1314 amino acids.